GCGAUGAAGCUGAGCCUUCCGGUUCCGAGGUCACCGUCCUGAUCUCUGGAGCAGGGAGAACAAGGCCCUGGACGCCGACAGUGGAUGGGUCACUUCGAACGGAGAGCGGAGAGACGUGCAGUGAGACACCCGAGGGUUCUGAAGUGCCUUACCCUCGGCUGCUAGCCCGCCGCGAGAAUAGCCCCGGCCUGUUGGCGACCAUUCCCGGACGAGCCCGAGUACUUGAUCAGGCGGCCGCGCGCGGGCGUCUACAAGAUGUUCGGCGUGACCUAUGGCUCGAUCAGCCGCACGACCGCCUUUCUGCGCAAGGUGAUCGUGUUGAAGUUCCGCUACGUGCACUUGCCCGUGAGUGUCCCGGGCAAGCCAUUGAAGAGGACCUCGGUGUCUUGGAGGCCGAGGGCAAGGAUAAGAGCGCCAGGAAGCCGGAAGCCUCCGGAACCGGAGGCGGUGCCCAGAACUACCUCAAGCUGCACAGCUCGUUCCCUCCGGAGUUUCGUGCCCGGCCUGGUGAGUCUUGGAAGGACUACUGGCGCAGCGUGGAGUUCUGGUUGGCGUCGGAAGGAUCUCAGCUCCCCCAUGCUGUUCGGAGCUCGAGAUUGAUGCAGCAGCUUAAGGAGCGAGCCGCGAAGAUCGUGAACCACUUGACAGUGGACGAGGUUUCGGGCGAGGACGGCAUCGACAUCAUCAAGAAUGAGAUGGAGAAGCGGCAGAAGUUUAUGCGCCUCACCCGUUACGCCGGCGAAUCCUUGGAAAGCUUUAUCAACAGAGCCUCGAUCUACCGCCACGAGAACGACCGGUGCCAGAGCUGCAAGGUGGGGUCCAAGUUCUACCUGGGCCACCUCAUGGAUGCGGCCCGCCUCACCCGUAAGGACGAGGCCUUGGUCAAGACGGCGGCGGGCGGCUUGAACGAUGAGACGAAGGUCGUGAAUGCUAUGCUGGAGCUGGCGGAGCAGCUGGAGGGAGCGAGUGGAUGCCCGAUAGGCCGUGGCGAACCAGAGAUGCAUGAUGACGACGAGUUCUUGGUGCAAAAGAACCGCGGCCACCAUGGGCAUGAUCGUGACGAUAAAAGCCGAGGCGAUGGCAGGACCCACCGCACCGACAAGGGGAAGUUCACCCGAGACAAGCGAACUGGCAAGUUUCGCCGCUGGAAGCAGGUGUUUCACGCCGUGAUGGGCGAGGACUCCGACGGCUCCGGGCCGUCCAAUGGCCCCUCAGAUGAGGACGUGGCAGGCCUCCUCGAGGAUGACGAGGAGGACGAUGGCGAGGCGCCCUCAACUGGCGAUGCCGAGGCGAAGAAACGUGUGAACGAGAUCAAGCAGAUGCGCCAGUACUUUCAGAAGGGCUCUCCCCCGGAGAAGGCCGGCAAUCGCCCUGCCCAUGCGGUACAUGUGACGGCCGGCGUUCCGAAUGCCGACCCCGGACAAUGGCGCUUGCUCGAGGCGACGGUGUUGGGGGUUCAAGUCAUCCUGCGUCUGAGUGUGGUCCCAGGAGAGUGUCCGCCUUUGCUUUCCAAACAUGCGUGCAGUCAGCUGGGUAUGGUCAUUGACACAGAAUUCCACACUGUAUCAUCCCGAAAACUCAAAGUGAAGAAGUAUGGUUUGGCACAGACGUAUGGUGGUCACUAUGCCCUCCCCAUUGCAGAGUUCGACGACAACAUGCCCACUGUACCUGGCCCUCCUAUGCCCCCUCAUCUUGAAGCCUCUCCUGUGUAUGUUGCUGAGCAUGUCGUGAACGUCACAACUCAACCUGAGCCUCGAGGUGCCAACAGCGUGUUCAAGUCAUGGACCAGGAGGGAUAAGUGCAUAGCUAACACAGUGGGUCCGGGCAAGAUCGGGCCUCCUUGGAGCAUGGUGAUUCGUCGUACGGUGUUGGACAGCGAGUCAGGCGAGCAGUUGCUUGAUGAAGAGGAGCGAGUGGAGGGAUCGAGCGGCCCGGCGAAGCACCGGAUGGACGCGAACGACACCGAGGACGAGGCGUUCUCCAAGGCCCUGAGCGGGGACGGGCUCUCCGAAUGGAGUCACGUGGAGCCCGAGUCGCCGAAGCCUUUGCGACAUCAUUCGAAGCUUCGCGCAGCCCUGGCCCGCGAUUGGCAGCGGGCGCGUUCCAAGUCGGCCGAGAAGGCGAGAGCAAGAUCAGUCGAGAAGCCUCUCCGCGCCAAGGUGGAGGUCAAGAACAAUCGCAAGAAGGCGGCUUCUCCCGGCCCUACGACUACAAGGUCGGCUCCAGCUCCGGCGACCCCCAGCACUUCUUCCAAGGACAAGCGCACCAAGGCGAUGCUCGAGGCGCAAGCGGAGGAGCUCGAGGAGAUGCUCAAGCCCCACAUGGACCCGUACUCCAUAGCGACGCCGGGCUCGAGAGCAACGAAGGCGUACUGGGUCCAACGAGUGGCGGACCUGGAGGAGGAGUGGCACUACUGCAAUUUGCCGCCGGAGCCGAUGGAAGAGGCAGCAGCGGAGGACGAGAAGGCCACGCGGUUGGUGAGGACGACGAGGCCGACUCCUUCCAAGACGCCCGAAGCCAAGCCGGAAGUGAAGACGGCCAAGGGGAAGGGCCCAGCGAAGACCCAUAUGUUGACCGACCACACGGCCCCGUUCCCCUCCGCCCUGAGCAAUCGUUUCUCGGACGACCUGGUGGUGAACAUCAUGUUCAGCCUCCAGAGCCAGCUCUUCACGUUCAAGUGGAAGAUGUUUGUGUGGAUGCAGCGGAUCAGGGAGGCGAUCAGGGACGAGAUGGGGCCGCGCACCCGUUGGAAGAGAAAUCCCAGGUGGAUGAUGCUUCUGCUCGGGCGACAGCUGGGAGCGAUGUGGGGCCACUUGGGAGCAGCCCGCCAGAUGUGCAACGAUCCCCGUCGAGCCGAACUGAUGAUCGGCGCAAAGGUGGACCCCGCCACCCGUCACGCGGACUCGAGCAGCCAGUGCGGUGAUCGCCGAGGUGUUCCCUACAGGAGGUCCUCCUUCCAUGAAGAAGUGUGGGCAGCUAUGGCGUCAACUCCAAGAGUGCAAGCCGGAUGUGUUGAUCAUGCAGCCUCCUUUUGUGGACCCUGGUCUCCGUGGUGGCAGGGAUCGAAGCAAGAACAGGAGGCUGCGAAGGUUCGCUAUUGGCCUAUGUGGAGGCUCAUCAGCCAGAUGUGGAACUACCAGACCGUCCACCGUCGUCUGGUGUUGUUGUUGACGCCGGCGAAGAUGCAGUCUCCAGGACUGGAUGAAAUGAGGCGCCUGCACGAGCUCUACUACAAGAUGCACAGUGGAGAACGUGACCCGGGAUUAUAUGAGCAAGACGGCCCCCGCGAUCCUGUGUUUCAAGAUCGAGUGGAUCUAUGCCAAUGGGGCGCCGUGGACCCGGGCACCAAGAAGCCCUACAAGAAGAGCUGCAGACUGGAGGUGAAUGACCCCUACUGGUGGUGUGCUCAGUUGGCGCAUGGCAGUCGAUGCCAGCAUCCUCCUGGAUCUCAUCAGGAGGUGAAGGGCAAGUGUUCGGACGAUGGAGUGCCUGUGAGCCGGGCAGAGCAGGCACAUCGGUGGCCUGAGUCUUGGGUCCGCCGAUGCUUGGUUACGGCUGCUGAUGCUUUACGAUUGCAUACUUUGCACCAAGAAUGCCCUCGAGAACUUCAUUGGGCAACAGUGCCGGUGGAGGUGGAGCAGAGUCCGGAAGGAAUGCUGCGCCAGAGGCUGGGCGAGGCCACGGGCGACCACUACGACUACAUCUACUUCGAGGGGACGAGUGGAUCUCUAUCACGGCAGGCCGUGACGGACAUGCGGUGCCAGGUGUGCCAAUCGGUGGUCCCGCCCAAGUCGGCUCCGAGAGUGGCCUAUGAGAGGCCGCAGCGUUUCAAUGAGAGAGUGGUCACGGAUGUGUUCUUCAUUUGGGAUGCCGACAAAGUGAAAUACUCGGUGGUGCAUGCUGUGGAUGCCUUCUCCCUGUACCAGGUGGCUACCUUGAUGAAAACCCCCCGUUCCGAUCAUGUGGCGCACUUCUUGAAGAACCACUGGAUCGGGGUGUUUGGGCCGCCGGAGGUGCUGAUGAGUGAUGCAGGGACCGAGUAUGCGGCCGACACCGAGUCCUUGUUGAGAGCAUUCGAUGUGUGCCACGAAAUGGUGCCCCCGGCCACGAAAUGGAGAAUGGGACUGGGCGAGAGACACGGAGCAGUCCUCAAGCUCUUGGUGAUGAAGACUAUAUAUGCUACGUCGGCCAAGGGCUAUAGUGAGACCAAGGAGUGCGUGAUGGCCGCCACGGGCCACUUCAAGUAUGUCUUGAACCAGGACCUCGCGUUUGACGAGGCCCGACGCCGAAACGAGCAGAUCCGCCAGGCUGCUGAACAGGCUCCGGAGGAGGGAGCUCAGAAUGUUUUUAGUGGGUGGGGCGCGGCCAUGGAGACCGCAGCUUCCAAGGAAGCCGGCGAGGUUUUCGCAGUUACUGCUAAUUCGCUGAUGCCUUUCAAACGGAAGCAUGGAAAAUCUGGGCUAGGGAAAGCUCUGUUGGCCUCUGAAGAAGACCCUGACAUUCUGGAGACUCGUGAGCGCGAUCGCUGGGUGGAAGUUAUGAGUGUUUUUAUCACUGAAGCCCAGCUCCCCGUCGUAGCUUUGAUCGAAGGUUCGGAGGACCGUCGCCAAGCCUGGCGUCGGGUAUUCGGCACGCAGCGGGCCAAGACCUUGAGGAAUCGUGCCAGGGCUUUCAAGCGUUUUCGGGUCUGGCUGGAGACUGUCCGGGGUCGUUUGUGGCCCACCCGUGUUUCAGAUAUUACAGAUUUUCUGGAGGAACGGGCAAAGGAUGGCUGUGGUUUCAGUGUGCCUGGGGAUUUGCUGGCUGCCCUCUCAGUGCUUGAGUCAGUGGGACGUGUUCCUGCGAAGGAGCGAUUUUCAGCAGAUGAGACUGUCAAGGCGAUGGCUCGCUCUAUUACUGAGGAGCUUCAGAGCCGUGCAGCCCCACGUCGGCCAGCAAAGUUGUAUACAGUGGCUGUGCUUAUUGCCCUGGAGGUUUUUGUGCUUGAUGCGACUUCUUCAUUGUUUGCAAGGGUUAUUGCCUGGGUGAUUCUGCUGCAGCAUUGGAUGGCCAUGAGGGCAGAUGAUGUUCAGUGGCUGGAUCCUGGGCGCAUGACACUUACAGCUAGUGGCUUGGCUGGUGUGCUGAGACGCACCAAAACAACAGGACCUGGCCGUCGAGCACGUGAGGUGCCCGUGUAUGUUAGCAGGGAAGUUUCUCUUUCGGGGAAUGAUUGGCUUCAAGCUGGCUUCGCUUUGUUUCGCAGGCCGGAGCUUUUCUGGAAGCGUUCUUACUUCAUUCCUUUCCCUUCGACCGAUUGGAGUUCUGGGGUAAAGAAACAUUUGUCUCCCGAAAUGUUGAAUGUUUGCAUCAAGAGAGUACUUUCUGAGCUGCAUGCUCCCACCCGAUGGGAGCGUACCUGGAGGAAGGGAGAGGUGGCUCUCAUCACGCAGGAGCUCCUGCCAUUUUGGUCGGGGCAUUCUGCGAGGCAUUGGCUGCCGGCUUGGGCGGCGAACUUAGGUGUCUCGAAGCAGGAUAGGGACUUCCUGGGGCGCUGGCAGGCCGGGGCACACGAGAGCAAUGAAUACAUCGUCACUUCGCGAGAGGUUGUGCAUCGUGUGCAGAUGCAUGUGGUCGAAGGGCUUGUGCAAGGGCAUGCUGGAGUCGAUGAGCUUCCCAUCUUGAACGAGCUGCAUGAAUUUGGUAAUCCUCGUGGGGUGAGUUUCGCACGCGGGGCAAGUCGCCAUCGUGUCUGGAGGACAAAUGACGACGGGCAUCGUGCCCUCCUGCUAGGUUACCCUCUGGACUACGAGCUGGAGGCCGACGUUGGCGAGGGUGAAGCGGCCCUGGAGGUGGCCGUGGAAGAUGAGGACACUCCGAAGAGAGAUUGGUCCGAGUAUCCCUAUUGGGUCUCCAUUUCUAGGAAGAGCCAAUUUCGUCGUCUGCAUGCUAAAGACAAAUGCGGAGUUUUGCCCUGGAAUGUCUUUUCGGCUGAAGGGUUCACGAAUGUUUCGGAUGCCAAUGCUGAUGCUUGGUGCAAGAGCUGCUGGAAGAAGAUUGCACAGGGAGAGGCGGAGGCUUCUAGAGAGGCCUCCUCCUCGGGCUCGUCCUCGAGUACAGAAAUCGAGGAGCCGGAGCAAGAGGCGGACCUCUCGUUCUGCUGUCAUGUCCUCAGGAGCAUGGCCGAGGAUGCAGCGCGGCGAGCCUAUGUGGCACAGCAUGUAAGUGCUGACCUUGUGUAUGUUUGGGAGGAGAUGGGAGUCAGCCUGGCCGCCAUUGCAGCCUUAGUGGCUGCGUGGCAAUCUUGCUACGACAUGGCCGACCAAGAGCGGCGAUUGAAGGCUGAGGCACAUGUGCUCGGCUUGCCUAAGCCUUUGCCCUCGAAUGAUCGGAUGGGCAUGCGGCAUGCUUUAGAGGGUGUCGUAGGAGCUCUAGAAGAGAAAGAUGAACCUAGCUCCACCUAUCUUGCUCUCAAGUUAGAGGAAGUGGAGGCGGGCGAGCUACGUGCCGCUGUACUCGAUGAGGUGACAAGUGUCUCUGAUGAAGUGAAUGCUCAGUUUCAGUCUUCGGUGGACUCCUCAGGCCGUUUGCGGCUUGUCAAGGAGAGGAAGAAAGCCAAGCUCCCCUCGACUUCCGAGGAGCUUCGACAGCGGUUGCGAUUGGAGUGCUACACGUUUCUCAUGCUGGCAGCUCGCUUUCGCACUAAGCCUUGGUUCGUGGAUCUCCGUGUGCAGGAUUUCACUAAGCAUGUGGAUUAUGUGCUUGGGGACAAGGUUUAUCUUCUCCAGAUGUCCCGGACAGAUGGCUCAUCGGGUACGCAAGCAGUAAAUCCCUCGUGGGACAUUGCAACCACCUUGGGUGAGGUCAGGGCUGAUGCUGCCUUGAAGGAGACCUACUUCGUGGGUCCAUUGGCGCUCGAGCCGGCGAGUCGGGGGCCUUCGGCAUCAGCACCACCGCCUCUGGCUAAAUGGGCCCGUUUGGAGGAUCAUGUGCCAGACGCCGACAAGGGGUACAAGGGCCGUGACAAUAAAGGGCGAGGCAGAGGGGGAAAAGGCUCCUUGAGGCUCGGCUUUCCUUCUUCGAAAGGGUUUGUCUUCAGCAACACUCCGGAUGGUCGUCAGAUUUGCUAUGCGUACAACAAUGGCACAUGCAAGGGAGAUUGUGGUCGUGUGCACGUCUGUCAGCUUUGCCUGAAGCCACACCCGCGGAAGACGUGCAAACUACAGAAGGACAAGUCAGGACUCGGCGAACACUUGGGCAUCGGCCUCAGCAGCUUAUCCUCUGCCCAUGUGCACUUGGCUGGCCAAGAAUAUGCUGCUGGGGGUCACGAUCCAGAGGAGGACUCCGAUGCCUCUGCUGGUGAUGAGACUUUCGUCUCUUCAACUGGAAAUGCCUGGGCCCGUGAAUCAAGUGGGAUCAUCGGUCUGCGCGCGCACGUUGCCAGCCACCCUUGGACCACGGCGCUCUUGUGUUCCAUUCUUCGUGCUGCCUGUCCGGGUCCGGUCUUCACUUCGGUGGUUAUUUCUCGAAAUCGCCAGGUCCUGCCUCACAGCGACAGUCAGAAUGGCCUCAACACUUGGAAUAUCUUGGUGCCUGCUUCAAGAUUCUGGGCCGGGGGCGUGUGGCAGGAGUGCGAGGACGGUGCAGACCCCAUGGAGUAUGAGGGCACAGUGCACUGGGGCAAAAUCUUGCCAGUGGCUUCAGGUCCUCAGCUGCUGGACCCGCGACGGCUGUUUGCAACGUUAUCUUGGAAAGGCAUCCGCACGGUGGUCAUUGGCUUCUCUAUUCGGGAGCCACAUAAGGCGAGCCGCCAAAUCAAGACGAUGUGGACGAAGCUUUCAGGCCUAGCUGAGGCGACGCAGACCAAUGAGGCUCUCGGGGCAGGGCACCAACCACCUUUGCAACUCGUGGAGCGGGCAUCGGGCGAGGAAGGAGACACCUUCCAUGGCCACCUCGUCCAGGCGCCCAAGGACAACUUUGGAGAUCCUCUCACCGUGCAAUGGAGGGGCAAGGUGCACUCCUUCGUGGAUGGUUGCGGGCUCAACAGCCACGGGCCGUUGGCGCCCCACGGCUCGAGGAAGCUUCUCGACGAUUUCAUCCGAUCCGAGAUCGGAGAUGUUCAGAGGGCAUUCUUCAUGCUGGCUUUGGGGAAGUACGAGGAGGCACCGUUCUCAGAUCAGGCGCUUUCGCAGACUUGCCGGGCAAUGGGGGAUGAGGACUGGGAGGUCCUCACCCGUGCGGAGGACAACUACUCUAGGGAGCGCAGGCCGAAGGGAAAGUGGCGAGAGUACGAUGAGUCUGAGUUCCAGGCAAUAAACGAAAACUAUGCUUCAGCUAAGGCGGUUCCAGAUCAACUUGAAAAGCAGUUUGAGGAGGAAGAGGCCUUGGGCUUCAUGUAUCCCCUCUCCGAGAAGGAGGCACGCCGUCGUUUCGGGGAUACGCUCAGGGUUGCUAGCCUUGGUGCCAUCAUUAAGGAUGAUGGCUCGGUCAGGGCAUUGUUCGACGGAACGCACUCUGUCAAGUUGAACAACAUGAUCACCGUUGCUGAUAAGCUAGAGUUUCCUACGCCAUCAAACGUGGCGCGGGCCAUGGAAAUCCAGCUGGAGGACGGGAACCAUCUUCUUGUGGGGAUCGCUGCAGAUAUUGCAAAGGCACAUCGCAGAUAUAAGCAUGCUCCGGAGGAUCAUGGGUACUUGGGAUGUCGUGCCCGUCCCGAUGGGCCCGUAUGGAUUAAUCGGGUUGGGACUUUUGGUGUGGCGUGUGCAGCGUAUCAUUUUGCAAGGUUGGCAGGCUUGGUGGGCCGUGGUGCGCUCCGUAUGGCCCAGCAGGCGACCUUGUUUCAGAUGCUUUUUGCAGAUGAUUUACAAAUCAUGGCUGGAGGGGAGAGCAAGUAUCACGACAUAUGGGUUGUGCUCCUCUACUGGCUCAUGGUGGGUACUCCCUUCAAGUGGUCCAAGUUCCGAGGUGCUUUACUGGUUGCGACCAUUCAUGGGCCCCUUGCACCGUUGGAAAGCUGCCAUUCACCCUGGCACCGUGGCUCUGAUGCCGCGUAUGGUGAUGGUGGUGCUGCGCUACCUCUUGCCUUUCGCACCGAUGCGAAAGCGGAGGACGACUUCUUCGUGCUUGGAGGAUGGGAAACUUUGCACAGUUUCAACACUAAGGAAUGCCGAUGGUUUUCAGUGAAAGUGCAAGCUGCUGAUUUUCUUUACGGGGCUGCAAAGGGGAUGAGCACAGUGGCCGAGCUCCUGGCUACGUGGCUGGGGCUGCACUUGUUUGGAUGGCUCGCGACUACGGGUCGAAGCUUCAGUGUUUCUGCUGGUACAGAUAAUUUGGCAAAUGAACUUGUCCUGCGUCGCCAAAGCGCGACAAAAUUUCCACUGACUUAUGUGUACAUGCAGCUUGAAUAUGACCUGUGUCGUUGUGGCGGCCAUAUGAGCUUGAACUGGCGCCCUCGAGAGCUCAAUGCUGCUGCUGACGAGUUGACAAGCUCCUGUUUCGAAUCUUUUGAUCUUGCCAAGAGGAUCGAGCUUCGUGCAACUGAUAUGCCUUGCGAGCUUCUUCGCGAGCUUGCAAGUUUUCAUGAUGAGAUGUUGGAAUGGAGAAAAGGGGGAGAAGGUGGAGCCCCCGUUUCACGACUUACGAAGAGGCAGAAGCUCGCUACAAAGACGAAGUGGUGA
Molecule: messenger RNA, 9656 nt
Organism: Symbiodinium necroappetens
Lineage: Eukaryota; Dinophyceae; Suessiales; Symbiodiniaceae
Source: the annotation of a GenBank genome assembly